Molecule: messenger RNA, 1758 nt
Organism: Thlaspi arvense
Lineage: Eukaryota; Viridiplantae; Streptophyta; Magnoliopsida; Brassicales; Brassicaceae
Source: the annotation of a GenBank genome assembly
AUGGAUACCUUCGCCAAAGACGGUUUCCCUAAACCGAUCGAUGGAAUCGACAGCUGUUGGGAUAUUUUCCGCACGGCUGUUGAAAAAUAUCCAAACAAUCGAAUGCUUGGUCAACGUGAGAUUGUGAACGGGAAGGCAGGAAAAUACGUGUGGAAAACAUACAAAGAAGUACAUGACAUUGUCAUAAAACUUGGAAACUCUCUCCGUAGCUGCGGGGUUGAAGAGGGAGGAAAAUGUGGUAUUUUUGGUGCAAAUUGCCCUGAGUGGAUCAUAAGCAUGGAGGCCUGUAAUGCACAUGGUCUCUAUUGUGUACCUUUAUACGAUACAUUAGGCGCUGGUGCCGUGGAGUUCAUUAUUUCGCACGCAGAAGUUUCAAUUGCUUUUGUGGAGGAGAAAAAGAUCUCUGAGCUCUUUAAGACAUGUCCAAAUUCCACAAACGGAACAACUGGUGACCCCAAGGGAGUUCUGAUUUCAAACGAAAGCAUUGUUACUAUAACAACAGGAGUGAUGGAGUUCCUACAGAGUGUUAACGAAACCCUAUCUGAGAAGGAUGUAUACAUCUCUUAUCUUCCUCUUGCACACGUCUUUGAUCGGGUUAUAGAAGAGUGUAUUAUUCAAGUAGGUGGUUCAAUCGGUUUCUGGCGCGGGGAUGUUAAGUUGUUGAUUGAAGACCUUGGUGAACUAAAACCAACUAUCUUUUGCGCUGUUCCUCGUGUCCUAGAUCGAGUAUACACAGGGCUUCAGCAGAAACUAUCAAUUGGAGGUUUCUUCAAAAAGAAGGUUUUCAAUGUUGCCUUUUCCUAUAAAUUUGGAAAUAUGAAAAAGGGUCAGUCUCAUGUAGCAGCCGCUCCAUUCUGUGACAAACUUGUCUUCAACAAGGUUAAACAAGGACUCGGAGGCAAUGUGAGGAUUAUUCUAUCUGGAGCUGCUCCUCUCGCUAGUCACAUUGAGUCAUUUCUUAGAGUUGUGGCAUGUUGUCAUGUUCUUCAAGGAUAUGGUUUAACUGAGAGCUGUGCUGGUACUUUUGUCACAUUCCCUGAUGAACUAGACAUGCUUGGAACAGUUGGUCCACCUGUACCAAACGUUGAUAUACGCCUAGAAUCUGUACCGGACAUGGAAUACGAUGCUCUUGGAAGUACACCGCGUGGCGAAAUCUGCAUCCGUGGGAAAACUCUGUUCUCUGGAUACCACAAACGUGAGGACCUCACGAAAGAGGUUCUUGUCGAUGGAUGGUUUCACACUGGUGAUGUUGGUGAGUGGCAACCAGAUGGUAGCAUGAAGAUUAUUGACCGGAAGAAGAACAUCUUCAAACUUGCCCAAGGAGAGUACGUUGCAGUUGAGAGUUUAGAAAAUGUAUAUGGUCAAGAAGAAGCCAUUGAUUCUAUAUGGGUGUAUGGGAACAGCUUUGAGUCCUUCCUAAUCGCAGUAGCUAACCCGACUCAGCAAACUCUUGAACGAUGGGCUGUAGAGAACGGAGUGAAUGGAGAUUUCAACUCCAUUUGUCAAAACGAAAAGGCAAAAGCAUUCAUACUUGGAGAACUCGUUAAGACAGCCAAAGAGAGAAAGUUAAGGGGUUUUGAGAUUAUUAAAGCUGUUCAUUUGGAACCGGUGGCUUUCGACAUUGAAAGAGAUCUUCUUACACCAACCUACAAAAAGAAGAGGCCUCAGUUACUUAAAUACUAUCAGAAUGUGAUUGAUGAAAUGUACAAGACUACAAAGGAAGGUCUAGCUUCAGGACAGCAUGACUUUCUUCAUUAA